Molecule: messenger RNA, 525 nt
Organism: Cyphellophora attinorum
Lineage: Eukaryota; Fungi; Ascomycota; Eurotiomycetes; Chaetothyriales; Cyphellophoraceae
Product: Protein bli-3
Exons: 3
Coding region: 1-525 (174 amino acids)
Source: RefSeq, a predicted model, not a curated record
AUGGCCUCAAGCGACCCAUACAAGGACAAGAACCAGGAUGAGCCUGGCACCGCGCAGAAGAUCGAGGAUCUGUCUAGCUUUGUCAAGAGCAGCAAAUUCGGCAUGAUGACCACACGCUCGGGCGAACUGCUGGCUAGCCGAGCUAUGGCUGUCGCCGGUCAGGAAGCCGACGGUCUCGACCUCAUCUUCCACACCAACAACCAAUCCGGCAAGACCGACGACCUGUCCUCCGACCCACACGUCAACGUCUCCUUCAUCAACGCUUCCGGCGAAUGGGCUUCCAUCAGCGGUCUCAAGGCUUGGCUUGGUGACCUGGGAGAUGGCAAGCACGACGGCUCAGAAAACGAUCCUCGCAUUGGUGUGAUCAAGGUCGAGGCCAAGACUGCGACGUAUGCUCUGGCGAAGGGCACCAUGGUUGGGCGAGCGAUUGAGGUUGUUAAGGGUGCGGUUACGGGUGAGACUGCUAAUGUGAAUAAGCUAAGGGAGAUCUCGGAGCAGGAGAUCAAGCAGCAUCGUGGCAAGUAG